AUGACUGCACACUCUGCAGAACGUCUCUCUCCAUCUCGAGUUAAGCGCAUCUUCAGACCACUUCGUGCCAAGUGCAUAUCUCUAGCCACAUUCUCAUCGCCGCUUUCACAACCGAGGCCAGCAGUCUCAACCACAUAUUUGAGCUCGUCUAGAAAUUACGCUCGACGAACAAAUGCCGAGAACGAGCCACCACCACUCGUGGUUCUCCAACCUCCGGAAAACCUUGGCUCUCGCAUUCACUUCGACAGAGCGAGCGUUGAAAGCUUGCAACUCUCAAAGAAGAUAUACGAGGUGCGAGACGCGUUCAGAAAUAUUGUGCAACUUGCCUUCCGCCAGACAUCCACCCGUGGUCCUUCGAAUGUCACACCCAUCCGGAGUUUAGCAGCAAUUUGCGCAUCAGUUAUUGGGGAGCACAUCGAAGACGAAAUUGAAGCGCAACAAGACGAAUAUCCCAAUGUAGAUGUGUGCGACUACGUGGCGGGUGAGGUCAUGGAGAAAGUUUAUGACUGCGUGCCCGCACACCAUCGCAGCUAUGCGGUCGUCUCCCAUGCGCUUUCUCUGAUUCUUGAGACAUGCCAACACCGUCCCACCCUUCUAACCGCUUUACUGGAUGUCUGCCUCUUCUUCGAUCUGUAUCAAGAAUGCGGGAUUCUCCUGCAGGCACUGUUCACCGCUGCACUUCAGCCAACCAGCUCCUCAAGCCCCACCUGUCCUCUCUCACACUCGGCGCAUAGCAACUACUUAACGGCGCUGCUCCCAAGCGUUGCACGCGUGAUAGACUCUUCAACAUUCACCCAAAUCUUUGUGGACGUUCUCGUCCAACCUAUAGCGGGAAGAAUCGAAGCCUGGACAUCGAAGGCAGUUACCCGGCUAGCCCGGGAACUGCGAGGCGAUGAUUUUGGUGCUUUCAUAACCCUGUGUUCCGGACUGGCCCAAACUAUCAAUAAUAUUGAAGCUCUACGCUCGAAGAAGAGGGCAAGAAUGAAAAGUAAACAUGAUGAAGUAGUAUACGAGUAUAGUCUGCGGGCUCGCCUCGCGAAGUGGAUCAAAUCCAUCCUCGAGCGGUUCUAUUUCCGGCUCCACGGCCUCGACACCCUAGAGACCUGGCCGGCAGAAUUUGCGGAAGAAUAUCAAGCUCUGGCCCGCUUCCUAUUAGUAGGGGCAGAAUACGAUCUGUACCUCCUUCGCGGCCUCCCGCUGGACGCAGACAUAUGCCUCGCAGAUGCCCUCAUUUGCGUAACGACUUAUUGCCUAGCGUCACCCCUCCUGGCCGUCUUGACUACCGCAGAGGCGGACCGCUUACAGAGCAUCUUGCGCACCACCAGCACCCGCACAGAAAGCUACGACAUCCUCGUCGCCCUCAUCCUCUCUCCUCCACCUGUCUGCCCCCUCACCUUCACUACAGGAUCCACGGAGUCGCCUCCGCCACCCCUAAGCUCUGCGGCCCCGCAGUACGGAUGCAUGGAGUCUCUUCGUGAAAUCGCCGAAUCUCUCCGCUCCCGCACACUUCAUCUACUCGAAGCGGCGCUGUGGUCCAACGCCUUGCGGCACGUCGAGAGCCACUGUGCUGCACCCCGUUCUUUGUCUGGUGUGGACGACCGGCUGUCCUUGGCGGAUUUGGAUUCGUUAAGGACAGAGCUGGUCGAGCAGGUCGAGAAGGCUGAGGCACUCCACUUCGGUGCGGGAGGUCAAGUGGGCGCCCACCAUCGGAGACGGGCACAUAUUGUACCACAGCCUCUGGAUGGGCAAGCGGGCCAGCCCGAGUGGGAGUGGGAAGAUAUGGUUGGCUGUUGGGUACGCUCGUCUCCGAAGGUUGCUGCUGCUUCGCAGGGCCCUCCAAAGAGGCGAAAGCUUCGCCAUGAUGCGGACGGCCAGAAAAGCCAGAGCGACCGCCGUAUCACUCCGUCGCAGCCACGGACGCAUUUGCGUCACUCCGAGGGUAUGGCGAGGAGUUCCUCAAGCCCGCAAGCGGGACUGGGAACUGCCACUCGCAGGCGAAAAUCUGCCUCUGCUUCAACUUCCAAGUCGACGUCUCGAACCACAUCUCCUGUGCCGGUUCCGUCUGAACGGCGGGUGCUACCGCACUGGUCUCCCUCUGGACAUGAUGCAGGUGAUAAAAACAUCGAUGACACCAAAGCAAGUAUCUCCACCCGGAAGCGGAAGGCUGUCUCAGCUUCAAAUUCCACAUCAAUGUCCCGGUCCACGUUCCCCUCUCCAGCUCAGUCUAAGGAGAGAGGGUUGCCGCUGCACUGGUCUCCACCUGGACACAGUGCAGGCGAUGAAGACAUCUCCGCUCCAAGUAGCCUCAUUCAUAAGCGAAAGGCUCUCCCAGCCCCAACUCCCAAGUCGCUGUUAAGAUACCCGUCUCUCCGACGUACCAUGUCUGAUCGGGAGCCUCUGUGCCGCGCUACUGUAGCUGAACACAACACAGACGAUGAGAAUGUCGAUCCCCUCAUCUUGCUCUUGCCUACGCCCAAGCCCCGCAUGCCGAGGUUGAGCAACUUCACGACAAUACUCGCGGACGCUCAGCGGAAUUGCAUUGUCUUGCAUCCACACCGUAAAAUUGGUGCCGCAAAGCAAGAUCAUCACAAGGGGUGCUCGAAGUCAUCACGUCCCAGCAUCUUUGCGGCAGAGACGCCGAUGCGCCCCGUGCCCCGCCGUGACUCUGUAUAUGACACCACAUUUGGUGCUAAUUAUCUCUCGUCCGACGAUGCUCUCAACCUCUUCGCAUACCCCGACUCCUCCCCGCCAGCGGUCCACCAUGCAUGUUAA
Sparassis crispa is the source of this 2772-nucleotide messenger RNA. RefSeq lists its product as hypothetical. NCBI's taxonomy places the organism in Eukaryota, Fungi, Basidiomycota, Agaricomycetes, Polyporales, Sparassidaceae. The record is from RefSeq and is a predicted model, not a curated record. The transcript is spliced from 2 exons. Bases 1 to 2772 code for a protein of 923 amino acids.